AAACAGGCUCUGGAGUGUGACUUCAAAUGCUGGCCGCUGACAAGCUGGGCUGUCUGGAAAGUUACUUCACCUCUCUGAGCCUCGGGUGCCUUAUUUACAAAAUGUUCAUGGCAGGGCCCACUUCACAGGGCUGUGAGGAUUACAGAGGAUAAUCUGGGUGAGGCGCAUCAGCCCCAGCGCCGCCUGCCACAAUUCUAUCCGGCCCCACAUAUGCAUCGUCCAUAAGCGUCCGGCCCCUGCAUUCUCGCUUUUCCACGUGGCCGAGGUGCACACCCCAACCCACUGGGCCAGUCUCCCCACCCUCUUACCUGCUCUUCUUUCCCGACUCGUCUUUAAUACCCACCAGGAGCCAAUCGCCGCGGGCCUGGCUCUGUGGCGGCAAGUUGCAUGGGUUCUCCCAUCAGGACCUCCCGAUGAGCCUACGAGGUCGGUUCUACUACUGUCGCCACUUCAGAGGGAGGAAACAGGCCCGCAGGGUUGGGGAACUUCCCGAGGUCACUGAACUGGUGUCAGGCCCAGAUUGGAAUCCAAACACAUCCCAGCCCAUGCCCGGCUCCCCAGCGCCGGCUCCCGGGCGUCUUCCCGGGUGCCAGCGGCACCCGCAUCCAUUCAAAUGCUGCCCAGUCCCCGCUCCUCAGUCGCUUCCCUCUACUACGCGCCCGCAUCUCCCCCCGACCCCUCAGGGUCAGGCCUCUCGGUGGCUUUUCCUUUUUCUCUUCCAGAAACUAAGGGGUGAGACCGACGUUUGUGUGCCGGACGCGUGCAGGUGGCGGCGACGCUCCCGGGAGACGCGGGGGGAGAACCAGUCUGUGCGCGCCGCUGUGAGAAGCCCCGACCAAGCUUUCCACGCGCUUGUUUCGGGCAGCAGAGGACGCGAGGGCCGACUGCGUCCCCAGUGCGCAGGCUCGGCCGGGGGCGCGUAAUCAGGCAGCCCAGCGGUCCCUUCAAACCGAGGCAGGCAAGCUCUACGUCUUGGGGGCCGCAUGGUGCCGAGAGCGCAAACCAGACCCGCCCCGCCCCUCCGUGCCACGCACGCGCUCGGCUCCGCGCUUAAUGGUUAGUUGGGUAACAGCCCGCGGUGCCCUAGUUGCCCGGGUGGGGUCGGAGGGACCCUCGCGGGCGGGGAGACCACGUCUCCAGGGGGUGGGAGGCGGCCUCACAGAGGGCUUCGCAGGCAGCUGCGUGACCUCGGAGCGCGGCGCUAGUGGAGGGGCGGCCAGGUGGUGUGGCCACCGGCUCCCGGAGAGGAAUGUGGCCAGGUGACCUGGGGUAAUCACUUAAUCCUCACAGGAAAUGCUUUUUUUGUCUGGAAGAAUAGUGACUGGGCUGUAAAAACAAAUGCCCCUGCCUUCAGGCUCUCUGGGCAAGAUAUACCCCCUUGGGAGGUGACUGGGGCUGAGCCGAGGUGGGGUUUGUUUUGGGGAUUGUGGCGUGCCACCUGUAACCUUCUAAUCUUUAAACUCUAUUUGUUCCUCUUCCUUUAAUUAAACCUGACAAAUAAUUCUCCCCA
Pan troglodytes (chimpanzee) is the source of this 1510-nucleotide messenger RNA. RefSeq lists its product as uncharacterized. The coding region runs from base 414 to 923 and encodes 169 amino acids. The record is from RefSeq and is a predicted model, not a curated record. NCBI's taxonomy places the organism in Eukaryota, Metazoa, Chordata, Mammalia, Primates, Hominidae. The transcript has a single exon.